Neltuma alba is the source of this 2154-nucleotide messenger RNA. Its product is annotated as F-box protein At5g46170. The transcript is spliced from 2 exons. Gene Ontology annotation, molecular function: protein binding. The record is from RefSeq and is a predicted model, not a curated record. NCBI's taxonomy places the organism in Eukaryota, Viridiplantae, Streptophyta, Magnoliopsida, Fabales, Fabaceae. The coding region runs from base 370 to 1545 and encodes 391 amino acids.
AUAUCGUCUCCCCUCUCUGGAGAGACAAAUCCGCGGAUCUAUCUCCACCCACCAUUUCCAUUCAUCUCAUCCACACUCUCUCUCAGCCCCCUUCCUCUCCUUCCUUUCUUUAUCUCUACCUCUACGCAUCCUCUAAUUCUGGUUUCUGCCCUGCUUCCCCCCUCUUCACUCUCUGCACAUCCUGAUUCGGCUUCUCUUCUUAAUUCUUUGGCAUGCCUUCUUCGUUCGCAGAUCUGCCCCGAACUCACUCCCUCCUCGCACCCCUUUGAGCCUUCAUCUGGCGCGUCGGAAUUUCCAAGUUCGAUCUGUUCUGGCCCCGGUUGUUCGUGCUCCUUAAUUUCUCCUUUCUUAACCCUAUUUCUGUCUGCAAUGGCCUCUUUUCGCCCAGAUCUAACAUCCAGAAUUUACCCUGAACCCGAUGUCGCUGAUGUUGACCUCUUUGAUCGCUUGCCAGAUUCUCUGCUUCUCCUGGUCUUCAACAAGAUCGGCGAUGUGAAGGCUCUUGGUCGCUGCUGUGUCGUUUCCCGCAGAUUUCACUCUCUUGUGCCCCAGGUCGAGAACGUUGUUGUUCGUGUAGAUUGUGUUAUCUCCGACGAUGAUUCUUCCUCCUCCGCUGCUUCCUCUGACAAAUCCCGUGGUCCUUUCUCUAAUCUCUUUCGGCUAGUGUUCGGUGGCAUUGUCAAGCCCCUUCAAGCUCUGGGGCAGUUCUUAGGUCCCAAAAGAACAUCCUUGAGUUCUGGUCCUUCGUCCUCCUCCACCACUCUGGCCGUUGGGAGUGAAGAAGACGGGGAGGGUGAUCAAGGCGGUGUGACCCAUCACUCACCAACCCAAGUUUUAAAGAAUUUUAAUGAGAUUCGGUUCCUUCGGAUCGAGCUUCCCAGUGGAGAACUAGGAAUAGAUGAUGGGGUUUUGUUAAAAUGGAGAGCUGAUUUUGGCUCCACUUUGGAUAAUUGUGUAAUCUUGGGCGCUUCUUCGGUCGUGUACCCAGGACCUACGAAGUCUUUGUGCCCUCAGGAAGGGGGUUCUGACGCUGGAUGUGCCAACAAUGGUGGUGACGACAAUGGAAGCAUACCUGACUCGUUUUACACAAACGGGGGUCUGAAACUAAGGGUUGUUUGGACAAUUAGCUCCUUGAUAGCUGCUUCCGCAAGGCAUUACUUGCUGCAACCCAUCAUUUCAGAGCAUAAAACAUUGGAUAAUUUAGUUUUGACGGAUGCAGAUGGGCAGGGUGUUUUGUCGAUGAAUAGAGAUCAGCUCGAGGAGCUGAGAGUGAAGCCACUGUCAGCGUCGUCAGCAUCAAAGAGGACUCUUGUACCCGCUCUCAAUAUGAGACUAUGGUAUGCUCCUCAGUUGGAAUUGCCCGAUGGGGUUGUUUUGAAGGGCGCGACCCUUGUUGCGAUUAGACCUAGUGAGCUGUCCUCCACGGCAAAGAAGGAAGUCUCCGAUGUAUCUUGGGUUUCGACAGCAUUUGGUGAACCGUAUGGGGCAGCAGCAAGGAUGCUGGUUAAGAGGCGGACUUACUGUCUUGAGAUGAACUCCUUCUGAUUGUACGAGCUUUUGGAUCCAUGGGAAAGCGCAAUCAGGCGAGGAACAGGGAAACAUGGUACUCCCUCAAAGAAAGAACGAGAAAGGGCAAUUUUUCUUGAGCGUACAUGGAGUUAGGCACCUAAGGCAAGCCGAAUUUUGCUCUUCCUUGCCUCUCAAGUUGCAGCCACAUUUGAAUGAUGAUUAAAGGGCUGCCAGUUAUUCGGCUGUUGUGCCUGAACUGUGAACUAAAUGCAUCUGCUGGGUUUUUUUAAUUUGAAGCAAUGCUUGUAAGAUUGCACACCUGCCUGUAACAGCUGAGUUUGUAGCCACCUUUUUCCAUUUUCAGUUAUUCCUCUGUGAAUAUUCAGUAGGUACCAGUUUGGUAUGCUUUUGUGAUAUAUUCUUCUGAAGUGAAAUGAGCAAUGUACUUUGCAUCUGUAAGUUCAAAUGACUUCUGGAUGAACGAACCAAUCCUAUUCAUGCAAUACAGGUUCCUGCACCUACUCACUGCUGUUAGGUGUUUUGCUGGAUACCUGACUCAGGUUACCAGCAUUCAGAAAUGUGUAGGGAAACACUCUGUAGAACAAAACAAGAUUGAUCCAAUGACAUUGUUCGCACUUUUAACGA